Tribolium madens (black flour beetle) is the source of this 5313-nucleotide messenger RNA. RefSeq lists its product as uncharacterized. NCBI's taxonomy places the organism in Eukaryota, Metazoa, Arthropoda, Insecta, Coleoptera, Tenebrionidae. Gene Ontology annotation, molecular function: protein tyrosine phosphatase activity. The transcript is spliced from 26 exons. Bases 98 to 5140 code for a protein of 1680 amino acids. The record is from RefSeq and is a predicted model, not a curated record. Gene Ontology annotation, biological process: protein dephosphorylation.
CAUGAUUAGCGAUUUGCUUAGAUAUUUGCUUAUGUUAGCAUUUGGUGUAAAUAAAAUCAGUUAAUUAACUGUGUACUUCAGUAGCACGAAUGUAAAAAUGUUAUUUUUUUUUCUUUCGAUGGUUUUAAGUGUAUCAGUCUUAAAUGCUGAAGAAAAUACGACGUACUACUGUAUUGUGAAUAGUAGUAACUCUGAUGCAAUAGUAGUUUUAGAACCUGCAGCUGGUAGAAACACUGAUGAUAAAGAUUCUAGAUUUUUAGACAACAGUACAGUUACUCUUAACACUACUCUUAAUGAUAAAUGGAGUUUUGUUACAUCUUUGAGCAAAAGUGAAAAUAAAUUUCAUGAACCAGUCUCAGAUAAACGUUGGGAAACAUUACCAAACAGUCACAGCAAACCGGACAUAAUUGAAAAGGCUUUGAAAAACACCACAUUAUCAGCUUUUUUUAGUGUGAGACUGAAUAAUGUCAACGAGACAUCAAAUAUAAAAGGCAGUAAAACAGGGUGGAAUCUUUUAAUGAAAAAUGGUUCAACACUUUAUUUAUGUGACAAACACCAAUCACCCUGUUCUGAAUCACUUAUGGAAAAAAAUGGUUCUCAGGUGUUUAAUGAUUUAUCCCAAGUUUUAUGGAAACUACACGAAUAUUCAUAUCAUUUUUAUGCUGGGCCAAACAGAAAUACCAUAAUAUACACGAGUGACGGAACAUGUGAAGAUGUGCAACAAGGGUGCCUUACAAUUUAUUUAGCAAUGUGCAAGAAUUGUAAAAUGAUAUUUUCAUUAAAGUCGAAUAACGCAAAUUCAAAACUCAAAUUCAAAAACAUAACUGGAACUGGCACGUGGAUGACUGUAGAAAUUGAUUUAGACAAUUUUGCAAAAUGUUUUACCUUUGCUGUAGAUACAAUCGCACAUGAUGAUGUAGAAAAUGUAUUUUGGGCCAUCAGUGAUAAAAUCUACAUGUCAAGUCAACUGAGUUGUCAAGAAAAUAAACGAUACAUUGCUUUACAACCAAAAAAAAAUAUAACUAAUUUUCUUUGUGAAACAGUAAAAAAUGAGACGCUUAGUUUUACCACCCAACUUCCAAACACUUUUUGGAAAAAUACAUAUGUUCCCAACAGGACAACUAUAGCUAGCAUAUACCGUAAAGAAUAUGUAAUAGUGACAAUCGUCAUCAUUCUUUCAGUAAUAGUCGUAACUGUAAUACGUGUACGUUCCUGUUGUAAGCUUAAAACACGCCAAAAACUUGGUAAAAAAACAUCAGAUUAUCAAGAAUUGGAAACUGUUUCAUUUAUUAACGAUCGCGAUUUCGCUAUUUCAACAAUUUGGAAUCCAAUCAAAAGAAAAGAUUUCGAAAAUUAUGUCAAAAGGAUUUUUAAACCAGAUUCUCAAGAGCUUCAAAAUCAAUUUGGCAGCCUUCCUUCCGAAUACUUAGAACCGCAUUCAGAGGGUGUCAAAAUAGAAAAUCUCUCAAAAAAUUGUUUUUCUUCUAACUUUUGUCCUUAUGACAGAAAUCGAGUCAAAUUGAAACGAAAAAAGUUUUGUAAAGUCACUUGUGGCUACAUAAAUGCCAGCUAUAUUCAGGGGUGUAGUAAUUAUAGAGAAUACAUUGCCACUCAAAACCCGCUAGAAAACACAGUCAACGAUUUCUGGUAUAUGGUCUGGCAGGAAAAUAUCAAACAUAUUGUAAUGAUUUCAAGUUACGACGAUUCAUUUUUUUGCUAUUGGCCCCAAAAAAAAGACACUAGAGUUGUGUAUGAUAACAUAAAAAUCACUUUAGAUGACAUAGAGCAACACCAAUUCUACAAACGGCGCGUUUUUAAAAUAGAAUACAAAAAAAUCACGAGACAAAUUGAACAACUGCAUUACGAUUCUUGGGACGAAAAUGAUUCAGAAAGCAUCAAAUCGAGUAAACUGAUUGGUUUUGUGGACCGACUACUAAAAAUCCCACAUUUAAGUUCGCCAAUAUUGGUUCAUUGCCGAGCCGGCAUUGGACGAACAGGACUAAUAAUUUUAUGUGAUAUUGUUUUAAGAUCGUUACCACUCUACAACACAAUUGAUAUUUACUCUACUACUAAGGCAUUGAGGAAAAGUAAAGUUCACAUGCUGCACACUUUGGAACUGUACAAGUUGGCACACUUGGUUUUUAACUACUGCAUUGAUACAUUUGUAAAAAUGUUAUUUUAUUUUAUUCUUUCCGUGAUUUCAAGUGUGUCAGUUUUAAAUGCCGAAGAAAAUACAACUUACUAUUGUGUUGCGAAUAGUAGUAACUUUGAUGCAAUAGUAGUCUUAGAACCCGCAGUUGGCAAAGACAUUGAUGAUAAGGAGUCCAGAUUUUUGGACAACAGCACAGUUACUCUUAAUACAAAGCUUAAUGAUACAUGGACCUUUGUUACAUCCUUGGACAAAACUGAAAAUAAAUUUCAUGAACCAAUCUCAGAUAAACGUUGGGAAACAUUACCAAACAGUCACAGCAAACCGAGCGAAAUUCGAAACGCUUUGAAAAACACCACAUUAUCAGCUUUUUUUAGUGUGAGACUGAAUUAUGUCAACGAGACAUCAAACAUAAAAAGCAGUAAAACAGGGUGGAAUCUUUUAAUGAAAAAUGGUUCAACACUUUAUUUAUGUGACAAACACCAAUCACCCUGUUCUGAAUCACUUAUGGAAAAAAAUGGUUCUCAGGUGUUUAAUGAUUUAUCCCACGUUUUAUGGAAACUACACGAAUAUUCAUAUCAUUUUUAUGCUGGGCCAAACAGAAAUACCAUAAUAUACACGAGUGACGGAACAUGUGAAGAUGUGCAACAAGGGUGCCUUACAAUUUAUUUAGCAAUGUGCAAGAAUUGUAAAAUGAUAUUUUCAUUAAAGUCGAAUAACGCAAAUUCAAAACUCAAAUUCAAAAACAUAACUGGAACUGGCACAUGGAUGACCGUAGAAAUUGAUUUAGACAAUUUUACAAAAUGUUUCACCUUUACUGUAGAUACAAUCGCACAGGAUGAUGUAGAAAAUGUGUUUUGGGCCAUCGGUGAUAAAAUCUACAUGUCAAGUCAAUUGAGUUGUCAAGAAAAUAAACGAUACAUUGCUUUACAACCAAAAAAAAAUAUAACUAAUUUUCUUUGUGAAACGGUAAAGAAUGAAACGCUUAACUUUACCACCCAGCUUACAAACUACGAAGAAGACAAUACAAAACGAAAAGUUUACAAUACAAAAGAAAACAUUACUUUGCCUUCUAACAAUAACAUCGAGAAAGCUAACUCGUUUAGUGUAGUAUAUAUAAUCAUUAUUAUUCUGUCAAUAACAAUAAUUGCAAUAAUAGUGUUUGUAAUUCUUUAUAAAAAACGACUUUGGAGAAGAACACAAAAUCAGAAUAGUGUGAGAUUUGGAAAUUGUUCAGAUUCGGAGAAUUUAAUCGACAAUAAUGCUACUAAAGAAGAAACAUUUAAUUUGAAAGACAGUCCAUCACCAAUCCCCCAAAGAGAAUUUGAAGCCUACAUUAGAAAAUGUUGUGAAGAUUCUACUGACCUUCAAUUACAAUUUUCUGCUCUUCCGUCCGGAUACCUAAAGGAUUAUAAUGAAGGAAAAAAAAUGGAAAAUUUAGACAAAAAUCGAUAUCCAAAUAUUAUUCCAUACGAUGUUACUCGAGUCAAGCUUGAGAAAAAUUUGGGUGACGUGGAUCACACCACCGAUUAUAUCAAUGCCAGUUAUAUUAAAGGCGUUGACAGUGAUAAGGAAUACAUAGUGACCCAAAACCCGUUAGAACACACCGUCAUCGAUUUUUGGAGGAUGAUUUGGCAGGAAAAAGUCGAACACAUUGUGAUGAUAAGUAAUAAAGAGGAAAAAGUUUACCAAUAUUGGCCCCAAUUGAAAAAAUCUGUAUCGUAUGGAGGAACUGAAAUAUUGUGUGAAGUAGACAACGUGCACGAGUUUUACGACCACCGUGUAUUUACUGUUCAGCGGUUUGGUGAAAAUAGAACGAUAAACCAAUUUCAUUUUCACGCCUGGUCGAAGGAAAUGCUUGCGGCGUAUGUUUUUGCCGAUUUUAUUAACCGUCUGUUGAUGAUUCCUCACCACAGCGCCCCUGUUGUUUUCCAUUGCUUAGCUGGAGUUGGAAGAUCAGCCACUAUUGUUUUGUGCGAUAUUGCCCUACGUUCAGUGGCGAAGAAUGGCACUUUUGAUUUGUUCAAAAUCACUAAAACUAUGAGGGAAUGUCGUGUAAACAUGGUCCAGAAUUUGAAACAAUACCUUUUGGCCCACUUAAUUAUUUUCGAAGCUUUGAAUUAUGAAGAUUUAGCGAUUGCAUUGGAUGAAGAUUACGAGAAUCAUUUCAGUAAAUAUUUCGAAGGCAACUAUGUGAAAAAAUUGUGGUCAAAAUUUUUGGAAAAUAGAAAUUGGAUUGAUGAAGCUAUAAUGCCGUAUGAUGUUUGCGCAAAUUAUCCUAAUAUGAAUCGCUACACUAACCCUAGUUUGCUCCCAGUGGAACACAGUCGAGUUUUUCUCGGCACUCAAGAAGAACCCAAAUACAUCCAUGCAAUGUAUGUGAACGAUUACAACCAAAUGAAGAAUUUUAUCGUCGCUCAACAACCAAUGAGAGCCACACUGGAGAAUUUCUGGUUGAUGAUUUUAGAAAAAUCAGUCACAACUAUUAUUAAUUUACACGAACUAGACCGCAGAAGGAACCAUACUUAUAGCGACUUGUACUAUUUUCCAGUCUUGGACCAGACUUUAAAAAUUGGUGAUGACAUUUUGGUUAAAUUGGAUUCAAAAGAGCACCACAGCAAUUAUGACAAAAUAAACAUCGUUGUCACAAAACAAUCUAGAGAAAGAAAAAUUAAACUUCUCUACGUUAAAAACUGGCAAAAAAAUGAUGCUCAACCCGACUCCACCGAUGUUGUUAUAAAUCUUUGGGAUGCCAUGGGGGACCAAAAUCCAGACUACCCAACAUUAAUCUGUUGCGAUGAUGGAAUUAGAGCAAGUAGUUUUGUGGCUUGUUUUUUCUACAUGGCCGAUAAGAUGAUUCACGAACGGAAAUGUGAUGUGGUUGGGGCCGUGAGGGCUGUUAGACGGACUCAUCACAGUUUUAUUAAUUUCGAACAGUUUGUUUUUCUUUUUCACUGUGCUGUUGCAUUUUAUAAGAAUUGUGUCAAGUAACUAAGUUUUGAAAAAAUAAUACCUCUAUCAAACAGUGAUAUUUAAUUAAUAAUAACAAAAUAUACCGUGUCUGUCAAAAACAUACAAUAUUUAAAAUAAUAAAGGAAAACUCUGACAAUCUUGUUUUUCAAAAAGUGUUUUCUCAUUGCUCUUAUUUCUCUCUAAUAUGUUUC